Messenger RNA from Linum trigynum, 621 nucleotides. NCBI's taxonomy places the organism in Eukaryota, Viridiplantae, Streptophyta, Magnoliopsida, Malpighiales, Linaceae. The record is from the annotation of a GenBank genome assembly.
AUGGACUUAAAUAACGAGACCUUUUUGGUCACGUUUGGUAAAGAUCAAGAUUAUCUCAGGGCGCUUACAAUUGGCCACUUAGAAGACAAUUUUCCAUUGUCAAAAUCUAAUCAAGUGCUAGCCAUCACCAACGGCUCGGGCUCUGAUCAACUGCAAAUCUCAUCGGAAUCAUCUCCGGCGGAGCCCCCUUCCGGAUUUGGACCAUGGAUGCACGUUACAAGAGAAUCACGGAAACCUGCCAAAUCCGGAAACAUUGAUGCGAACAGAGGAAACAACUUUCCCCUUAUGGGGACAGCCCAAGUUGGGAAAGUUCUUCCAAAAUCCUCUAAAAAAGGAAAAGGGGAUAUUAGAGCAACGACUCCUUUGAAAACUAAAGGAAAGGAGGAUGGUAAAUCGGCGAACAAGAAGGGUUCAGCAAUGGUAUCUAAAGGGAAGACUGUAGUAGUGGAGGGGCAAGCUACAGGUAGAAGGACUCAGUCGGACAAACUCAUAAAGGAGUGGCGGGCUGUGGGCCAGCGGGAGGAUAUAGAUAGUCAGGCCCAGCCCAGUGAAGCCUCUGGGUCUAAUUUAGUUCAGAAUACUUAUGGGGAGCCUAGCAGUGACCCAACUGCAAAUACUUGA